Ooceraea biroi (clonal raider ant) is the source of this 6707-nucleotide messenger RNA. Its product is annotated as ankyrin repeat domain-containing protein 50. The record is from RefSeq and is a predicted model, not a curated record. Lineage: Eukaryota; Metazoa; Arthropoda; Insecta; Hymenoptera; Formicidae. Gene Ontology annotation, molecular function: protein binding.
GCGGUGUCUGUCGGGGCGUUCGUCUCGCGACGCGCUCUUCGCUCGGAAUUGUCCGGUCGUCGUCGCCGUCGAUCUCGGCCGUUCGCGACUCGUCGCGCCGAACGGAAGCGGCAGAGAGAAAGAGAAGCCAUCAUCGGCCGCGCGCUCGCUCUCUCGCUCGCGAGGGUGCCGCGUCGCUUCCGCGGCGAGUAGCGAGGCUGGCCAACACCGCGGACGCUCUCUUCGGCGGAACGCCCGCGCCGUAACCCACCAGCUGUGUCGCGCGCUCGCGACGCAAGUGCAUGCGUGUGUGCGCGGUCCCGGUUGCAUCGCCGUUCAGUGUUUGCGGGUCGCGGGCACGAGUCGAAUCGCCGGGAUUCUCGUUCUUGCUUUCGCGUCGGCCGAUUCGAUUCUUCUGUGCGAGACCGACGUUCUCUCCGCCGUGAGCCCGUCAGCAACGCGAAGAACAAAAGGGGGACAGCGGAGCGGGCAGAACGAGUAAGACCAGGAACGACCGAGAGCAAGGGGGAGAGAGAAAGAGACGGAGCGUCGGCAGACAGACAGACGGACGGACAGAGGAGAGCUACAUACACGGAGACUUCGUAUCGAUCGAGAGCUGGUCCUACUUCACGUCACGAACUUCUUGAAAAAUUGCUUUACUCCGCCGAACUUGUAGCAUGCAAGGACGCGAAAGGCAUUAUUCGCCGGUCACAAGGCGAUGAGAAGCCUGAAUGGAGUCAGAGGAAACCUCAGAGCCCCCUGGGGCUCCCAUCGAUGUUUUAUUGACGGGACAGCGCAGCCGGGUCGAACUUGUCACCGCACUUAGGCCGAUCUAAACUAUCGCACCGACUCGCCGUUUGCAUCGAUAGCUUCAGAUGUACAUCCAAUUACGGCACCGAAGUAGAACAACGCGAAACCUAGAUUAAAGAAUAGCCGUACGAAAAACGUUCAACCCGACCCGAAGAUCUUAAGUCGAAACUUAGUGAAAGUUAUGCCAAAGAUAUUACAUCGAUUUGUUUAUGCCGGAUAAAUACGGACGCACGAUCUAAGAACAAGAAAGACUCGAUCGAACGAAACAAGGGAGAAUACGCUCGAAGGUCCUGACAUGGCGGCACCAGUGAUUGAGAAGAAACGCUUCUUCUGCCGGGAGUGGGCCUUCAUGAAGCUGGCGCAUUACUUGGAGCAGCGGCCGCAAUCGAACACGUGCGGUGCUCUGAUCGUGGGCGGGCCGGGAAGCGGCAAGACGGCGCUCUGCGCCGAGCUGGCAUGGCCUUCGAACGGCGCUUCCGCGAGGCCUCAGCGGUUCUUGAAUCGUCGACUACUGGCCCGGCACUUCUGCCAGGCCAGAAGCGAGGCUUCCCUGUCACCCGCCCAAUUCGUGCGAUCCUUGGUCGCGCAGUUGCUGCAGGCCAGUUCGGACAGCGUUCAUCAUCGAUCGUCGCCGGUACCGACGUCCCCAACGACGUCAGCAACGGUUACAGCUGCCGCGACGAUACCCGCCGCGACCACGACAACAACGAUGACGACGACAACGACGAUGACGACGACAACGACGACGUUAACGCCUGUGACGACGACGGCGAUUACGACGACUGCCGCUACCGCGCCGCUUCUUACCUCCAGGGAAACCAUCGCGGAGGCCUACGCCGAGAAGCUGAGGACCGACCCGGACAUCCAGGCUGCGUUGCAGCCAGACGUGCUGGACCGCGACCCGGACGACGCUUUGAAGAAGGCUCUCUUGUUUCCACUGUUAGAGGUGGAACCACCGAAGAACUGUCUCUUCCUGCUGGUGGAUUCAAUCGACGAAGGCCAGACGCUGAACCUUCCGCAGACUGGCACCAGGGACUCCCGCAGGGAGAGCGACAACGUCAGUCGUACGAUAGCCGAAUUGCUUGCCAAUCAUCAUCAUCUGUUUCCACAAUGGCUCCUGUUGGUCUGCACUGCACGACGGCAGAGCAAGACCAUCUCGCGCAUGUUCACCGGCUUCCGCAAGAUUUCACUGGACGAUUUGAGAAAGAACCAGGUUGUCCGAGACGUUCAGCAGUACAUACUUGCGCGGCUGGAUCAGGAGGACGCGCUUAGGCAACAUAUCUCGCGCGAUACCGCCGAGAUGCUUAACCAGCUGCACAUAAAGAGCAAUGGUUGCUUUCUGUACCUGGAGAAAGUUCUCGACGGCGUAGCUGAGAAGUCUAUCGUCUUGCGUGAGGUGCGAGAGAUCCCGGGAACGCUGAACGGCCUAUACCUCUGGCUCUGUCAACGAUUCUUCAACAGGAAACAGUUCAGCAAGGUCCAGCCGUUGCUCAACGUCAUACUCGCUGCCAAGUUACCCAUCACCCAGGAGAUCCUGUACGAGAGCGUGAGGACGGCCUGCGUCGGCAUCACCGUCGAGGACUUCAAUCGCCGGCUUCAUCAGCUGCGCCGCGUGAUAUCGGUCUCACGGGCCGGUGCGUUGAUGCUCUUUCAUCACAGUUUUGCUGAGUGGCUGCUGGAUGUGAAGCACUGCACCCAGAAGUACCUCUGCUCGGCCACCGAAGGUCACGCCAUGCUGGCAGCCUAUUACACCCUUCGCGGUCCCGAGUUAAAUCCCGACGAAAUCUGCGUGCUGGCGCAACACCUGCAACGUGUGAUAACGAGCGUUCCGCCUAACAUCACUCUCGACGUUCACACCCUUCAAGUGCUCUGGAUGAUCGGCAGCCACGCGCCCAUCGAGGCCUGUUACUUGGAUAGCUCGGAAUGUAUUCUCUGGCCCAGACAGGAUGUCAAGCUUCUUAGACUGUUGAUCGAUGCUGGCGCCAAGCCGUCUGACAAGAUCAUCGAGGACGACGCCAGCAAAGAUGCCGUUUCUUCUAGUCAGGUUUCGCAAGAUGUAAGCCCCAUCGAUGAAUCUGCGAGUGAACCAUUGACGGAGCUUCUCGGUGAAAGUGGAGAUAUCAAUCAAACGGACUCUUACGGACGAACGGUGUUACACACGUUAGCCGCUGACGGCAAUGCAUCUCUGUUGGAGCUGGCACUCGCAGCUUGUCCUCAGGCGAAAUUGGAGGCAGUCGAUCGAAAUGGACAAACGCCGUUGAACUUGGCCGCCAGGCACGGCUACUCGGACGUGGUGCGCGUCCUUCUGGCUGCCGGUGCGAGAGCAGAUCACGCGGAUUGCGAUGGCUGGACCGCCCUCAGAGCUGCUGCUUGGGGAGGACACACUCAGGUGGUCGAACAGCUUUUGGAGCACGGAGCGAUGGUGGAUUGUGCAGAUUGGGAUCAACGCACUGCGUUGAGAGCGGCUGCGUGGGGCGGCCACGAGGAGAUCGUUAAGGCUCUGUUGCAGCAUGGUGCGGACGUCAAUAGAACGGACGAUGAGGGUAGAACCGCCCUGAUCGCCGCGGCGUACAUGGGUCACAGCGAGAUCGUAGAGCACCUCCUGGACUUUGGAGCUGAGAUCGAUCAUGCGGAUAGUGACGGUAGAACAGCGCUCAGUGUCGCCGCGCUCUGCGUUCCUGCCAAUCACGGAUACGCAAAGGUAGUUACGAUACUCUUGGAGCGCGGUGCCACUGUAGACCACCAGGACAAGGACGGUAUGACACCGCUGUUGGUCGCCGCGUUUGAGGGUCAUCGAGACGUUUGCGAUCUGCUUCUGGAAUACGAUGCGGAUAUGGACCACUGCGAUGUCACUGGUAGGACGCCACUAUGGGCGGCCGCGAGCAUGGGACACGGAUCGGUCGUUAAGCUUCUGCUGUAUUGGGGUUGCUGCGUUGACACCAUCGACAACGAGGGUAGAACUGUUCUAAGCGUGGCCGCCGCUCAGGGUGGUACGGACGUUGUAAAGCAGUUACUCGCUAGAGGUCUGGACGAGCAACACCGAGACAAUUCCGGCUGGACCCCGUUGCACUACGCGGCAUUUGAGGGUCACAUCGAUGUCUGCGAGGCGUUACUGGAGGCGGGUGCCAAGAUCGAUGAAACGGACAACGACGGCAAGAGCGCCCUUAUGCUCGCAGCACAAGAAGGGCACACGUCGCUGGUGGAAAGGUUGCUGAAGCAGCACGGCGCGCCUAUAGAUCAGCACGCCCACGAUGGUAAAACUGCUUUAAGACUCGCAGCCUUGGAGGGGCAUUACGACACCGUGAAGGUAUUGCUGUCUCACAAUGCUGACGUUAACGCGAAGGAUGCCGAUGGAAGAAGCACGCUUUACAUACUGGCGUUAGAAAACAGAUUAGCUAUGGCAAAAUUUUUGUUGGAACACGCAAAUGCGGAUAUAGAGAGCAGAGACUCGGAGGGUAGAACAUCAUUGCACGUAAGCGCCUGGCAAGGACACGUGGAAAUGGUAGCGUUAUUGUUAACGGAAGGCGGGGCCAGCGUGAAUGCUUGUGACAACGAGAACAGAACGCCACUUCACUCAGCCGCUUGGCAAGGACAUGCAGCGAUCGUCAGGUUGCUUUUGGAACACGGUGCCACUCCCGAUCACACUUGUAAUCAAGGUGCAACGGCUCUAGGUAUUGCCGCUCAAGAGGGGCACGAGCAUUGUGUGCGAGCGCUGUUAAACCAUGGAGCCGAUCCAAAUCAUUCCGAUCAUUGUGGACGAAAUGCUAUUAAAGUAGCUGCUAAAAGUGGGCAUGAUACGGUUGUCAGACUACUGGAGGAGCAUUCCGCUAAUCAGCGCAGUUUGAGACCCGGCAUCAAUGGAGGCGGUAGCAGUAGUGCUACUUCUGUAACAUCCAACUCGACAGCCGAGACUAAACCUUCAUCAGCAAUUUUAAACCCUCUCUCAACGCAAUAUAGUCCUGCGGAAUCGCCAGAUUCGACGAAGCGACGCAGUUGCGUCUCUCUAGGCAACAAUUCGAGCAAUAGCAAGUCGAGCAGCAACUUAACCGGCAGCACUAAAAGCGAUCAAGGGAAAUUCCACCAAAAUUCAGUGGUUAAUUGUCAGGCACCAUUGUCUUUCACGCAACAAUUACAACAAUGCUCGAGAGGAGCGAAGAGCCGGCCGCUCAGCAAAUUACUGUCACCGUUGAAAAGCGAACCGCAGAGUCCGAUAUACGCCUCACCUCCGCAUUCUCCAUUAAGCGACAGUCUCAUUCCAUACUCGCCUACGAACACGAGUCCGCCUAGUGCUCAAACGGCUGCAAAAGUGAUACAGAACCAGUUGGGUGUAUCGUUGAUGGCGGCGAGUCCCAAUAUAUCGUAUAAAGCGCAAAAGGGUGGCUACAUUCACAAGCCGGUUAUUUACGAGCCUAUCAACAUCAAGACCGAGAUUAUCGACAAGAAUAACGUCGGUAAGCCGUUCGAAUUGACGAAUGAAAUGCUAGGUCUGAGUAUUGGGAAGGACAGAGAGAACGGACACGAGGAGAAACGCAAUUCGGCCGACACGCAUUUCACGCGAGACACUCACAUGAGAAUAAUAUUGGGAAAUAGCGGAGCUGGCGUGGGCAGAAACGUGAAGCAUGCUGCGGAUCUCACGUCUGGAAGACUUUGCAGAAAUCACAAUGGUCGCGUAAGGAAGACACACCGCUUCAUGAGUGAUAGGCUUUCCUUCCUUUUUCAACCCUCACGAGUGAAAAAAGAUAGAAUAUGUAGUCAAGGAGGACAUACGACAAUUGCAGGUAAUAUAAAACCAAAGCGUAAUGGCUUGGUGUCCAACCCAGCCAUGAGAUUAGUAGCGGGCGUUAGAAAUGGAAUUGAAAAUGCUACGAAUAGAAAUAAGCCUAUUACGACGCGCGUGAAUGGAUUUCAAUGGAAGGCGGAAGCGCGCAAGGAAACGCCCUUGUAGGGACAGGCUGUACAUUGCGGAUUGUCUCGACGAAGAGCCGCAAGCCGACAACGUGAAUGGCGAUCCAUCGCGAACAAAAAGCGAAAGUCAAUAAAUAAAUUUUUCUCGGUUUAUUUGAGCAAAAUCAAAUUACCUCAAAUAAAAAGGAAGAAGAGAACGGACGAUCUAUAAAUAUUCUCUACAUGGAUGAACGACGAAAGCGGAGAUCGCGUAGCACACAAAACCAAAUAUUAAUUUACAUAGGAAAAAAAUAUAUAGACGUAGAUAUGUAAACUUACAGAAAGAACACACAUGACUUUGUAUAAAUAUAAUGUUAAUGAAAUUAUUUACUGAUCUCACUAAUAUAACGCAUGCAUACACGGAUACGUACGUUCAUAUUGGACGUGUGUAUGUCUGUAUACGAUGCUUAUACAGAGUAUCGCAAAUGUUGUCCAUUACAGAUUUUACAGAACAAACAAUUGGAAUGCACAUAUGUACACUCACUCUCUCCGACGCGAAACUUCUUCGCGACGAUUGGAAGUAGAGAUCGAUACCAGGCAAACGCGCUACCAAGUCCGUUACCAAGGAGGAUCGAACGGCUUUUGAGAUAUUCUGUAUAUAUAUUUGAGAAAUUAUUAUUAAAAUCUCGAAGAGAAAAAGAGACAGACCUUAUAGCCGUGAUGUUAACGCCAGAUUAGAUGAUAAAACUUAACGAUAAAAAUUUCCUUCAGAAGACUGGAUGUGCAAACGGAAUGCAUAUGUGAUCAACGGAUAAUGUUAGACCGACAAGAAACUGUAAAGAUGUGUAUAAAUUAUAUUAAGAAAAAGAUUAAAGACACGAUAGAGAGUACGAUAUUACGGACGCAUUACAGAUACGUAAAAUUAUGGCCUGAAAAAUUGAGGACACGUGUAAAUACAGAUCCCUCGUAAUGUAUCAUGCAACAUAUUUAUUAUACUGUACUAGGGGUGCGAAAUAAAUAAAACUAGGAGAUAU